Pocillopora meandrina is the source of this 2371-nucleotide messenger RNA. The record is from the annotation of a GenBank genome assembly. Lineage: Eukaryota; Metazoa; Cnidaria; Anthozoa; Scleractinia; Pocilloporidae.
GAUGCUUCAAGUUCCGCAAACGAGACUCCCUCGUGAUCGCAGCACGCAUAACGUUUCGGUCAACUUCCUCUAAAGUAGCCAAGCCUCCCACUCAUCUUAAAGGCCUGGCUGCUCAGCAAGUAUUGCGACAUCCUUUUGAAAUUACCCACGCAAUUCUCGCGGAAGGCUCGCAUGAUCGCACACAUGGCCAAAGAUGGCCGUCUUUCACGACGAAGUUGAGAUCGAAGACUUUGAGUACGACGAGGAAUCUGAGACUUACUUCUACCCAUGCCCCUGUGGAGAUCAGUUUGAAAUCACUAAGGUUUGUAGAUCAGCUUUGACAACGAAUCGCCAUUAGACUUAGAAAGUUUCUGCGUUAAAAACUUCGUUAAGGUCUUAAAAUUAAAAUUGUUUAUCUAUAGAAAUUCUUAAAGCAGACUACUGAAAUGUUCGUACGGCUCGGGUGGUUACGUGUGACCUAAACACCAAAAUGCUCAAAUUUUUCAAGUGGUUGAAAAUCUGUGUGAUGGUGUGUGAACUUUGCUUAGAUUUGAAACCAGUUUAUGACAAUAUUGUUCCAACGUCCAAAGUGACCCUAUCGUGAGACAAACGAAUAAAGUUCAUCUCCUAUCUUACACCACAAUGAACAAUAAACACAUAUUUUAUUACAAUAUUGUUCCUCCCUACGAAAACUUCCGUUUUCCUACGCCAUCAAAAAAAAAACAUACUUGAAAAUUUCAGUAUCGUGUUCCUGUUUGUGCCUCAUUAUGACUGAAAGAGGACCCAUAUCGGCAUUCCUUACCUGAUGGACAUAAUUAAAACUUGAUAUUGUUAUAUGUUUUUUUUAGGCUGAGUUGGAAAAUGGAGAGGAUGUGGCUCGGUGCCCCAGCUGUUCUCUUAUUUUGAAAGUCAUUUAUGACCUGGUGAGUUGUUUUUAUGGAGAAGCAGCCUAAUAUUUUAGAAUGAUCUUUACCUCUGUUGUGAGGUAUAAGCAGUGGCCAUGAGAUUUGUGUACCGGACUACAGAUAGAAAGAGUCAGAUGCAGGACAUAUUGUAGCUUUUGUCACUAUUACUGGUGUUUCCAUUGGACCAGACACCUUGGAGUUUUUCUUUGUGCAAAUGUGUGUCAGUGAUGCACUUUUUGGUAGAAGGAAAUGAAAAGGAGUUCAAAAGUUAAGAAAGGUGUCCCCCUGUGUGCAUCCUUUAGGACAUACAUGAUUUAACAGAGUAAUGUACUGCUGAAUGUAACUGAUUAAUUGGUGACAACUGAUAACAGUUUGUGCUCCAGUGAACACAAUUAUGCUGUAAAAUCUCAGAAUCUAAACUGCAAGUUCCUUGAGGGGAAUAUAUUGGCAAAGGCAGGGUAGUAUUUUGUUCUUGUUAGGACACAUGUCACUUUGAUUUUGUCUCUUUUAAAGUGAGGUCAUGAAACACAACUUUGUGGGAAAGUGAGUUUUACCUACAAAGGAGAAAAGCAAUCAUUUUUGCAUAAUGAGAUUUAGUGAUUACCCCUAUUUUAAGGUAGAGGCUCUUCACAUCUGAGAAUUGGCCUAUUCAACCAUCUUUCAUUUUACUUUCUAACUGUAAAUGUGUGCAUUUCUUUUAGGAAGAUUUCAUGGUUGCUGAAGAAAUUGCAGCACCAGCCCCAGUCAUGCAGAGGGCAUAGGUAGUAACUAGAGGAACAAUAACACAACCAGCAAUGUUGUGGUGAUACCCAGUACCAACACAAGGAAUAUCAACCAAAGUUACAUCUUGGCUGAAGAGCAACAGUCUUCAACUUGGGGGGAUGUGCAGAGAGAGGUCAAGACUGUUCUCAAUAUGAACUUUAAAGACAAAAAGUUUCUGUUCCCCUAUUAUUUUUGUCACAGUAUUGUUUCCCAGAUCAUAAGUGGAUACCCAACCCCCUAAGCCACACAAAGGGACUAUUUCUCAAUAUUUGGAGUUAUACCCUUUUUUAAUAUCAAUUCCAGGAUUUAAUUUGUGAGCCCCAUUCAAAGUCAGCACCCUUCCUUAACCCUUUAACUUCCAUAAGUGAUAAACAUGGAACUUCUCCCAAUAAUAUCCAUAUAUUAUCUAGCAAACAGGUUAUGAGAAUACUCAAACCUAUCAGGUAGAAGUUGUUAUUUUGAUCUAACACCAAAUUCUCUUAACUAAAUUACAAGGAAAUGUGUAGAAGCUAGAAGGGUGAAUUAUGGAUCAGAUCUCAGAGUUGAAGGGUGAACACUGACAAGUGCAGAAUCAGAGAUAAAAUUGUGAACUGUGAGUCACAGACUCGAUUACCACAAUUAAAGACAGCACUACAGGGAAAUUAUUAUCAAGCUUUUUUUAAUUACAAUUAGAGCUGCUCGUUCUUAAGUACAAAAUAUAAUAAUUUCAGCUAAACAUUCCAAAU